CUUUUGAAGCCCGGCGCUCGCCUGUCUGAAAAACGGCAACGCUGCUGAAUGCGGAGUUGGGUUGUUGUUGCUGCGAUCUGCUAGUUGGAGUCUGUGCGGGAGAAAAGGAGCCAUAAUACUGCAACCUUUAAUCCAGCAGGUUUAAAGGCCGUGUUUGCUCGCUCCUGUUGGGAUUAUGGACCCGCGGAAAGUGGCCGAGUUGAAGGCUUUUGUGCAGCUGUGCACGGAUAAUCCCGCCGUGCUGCACCUGCCUGAGAUGGGCUUCUUUCGGACCUGGCUCCAGGGUCUGGGAGCCACCCUUCCAUCAGCGACCCAAAAUGACAGCUCCUCAUGCAAGGGAAGCUGUCCAUGUGAUGCAGGGCCACCUCCCACAACAGCCCCGCCCCCACAGGCCGAGCCUUCCCCGCCCUCAGAGAGCGAGGAGAGUGAAUUAGAGAUUGACAUGGAAGGAGUGAUAGAGCCAGACACAGAUGAUGUUCAGGAGAUGGGAGACUAUGAAAACCUGGAGGUGACAGAUGAGAUGAUCGACCAGGCCAAUGAGAAGAAAGUGGAGGCUAUUGGAGCUCUGGGAGAAGGGGAGCUACAGAAAGCUCUGGGUUUGUUCACUGAAGCCAUCAAACUGAACCCCAGAUCAGCCAUCCUCUAUGCCAAGAGAGCCAGUGUAUACAUUAAGAUGCAGAAGCCCAACGCUGCAAUCCGGGACUGUGACAGAGCCAUUGACAUCAACCCAGACUCAGCACAACCGUACAAGUGGAGAGGGAAAGCCCACAGGUUGCUCGGUCAUUGGGAGGAUGCAGCUAAAGAUUUGGCUACAGCCUGCAAACUAGACUAUGAUGAAGAUGCCAGUGCCAUGCUGAAGGAAGUUCAGCCCAAAGCCAACAAGAUCCUGGAGCACCGGCGUAAAUAUCAGCGCAAACGAGAGGAGAGAGAGAUCAGAGACAGGAAAGAAAGAGUGAAAAAAGCGAGAGAAGAGCAUGAGAGAGCACAGAGGGAGCAGGAAGCCAGGGAGCAGGCAGGUGGAGCACACGGAGGAUUCCCAGGUGGCGCUGGUUUCCCUGGAGGCGCUCCAUUUGGGAUGCCCGGCCUGCAGGAGCUCUUUAACGACCCUGAAGUGCUGAUGGCCAUGAAGGACCCUGAAGUGAUGGCAGCAUUCCAAGAUGUGGCUCAGAACCCAGCCAACAUCGCCAAGUACCAGAGCAACCCCAAAAUCAUGGCUCUUAUCAACAAACUCAGCUCUAAGUUCAGCGGCCCACAGCCUUAGAGAGCUAAAAGCAGAGGAGUGGGAUGGGUGGGGUGUGUGUUUUGAAUGAGUGAAUAGGUGAGGGGUUGUUUGCAGUGCUCUGAGGCAGAGCUCUCUCUCUAUAUCUCUCUCUCAUGGCUUAUUUUCUUCCUUUUUGCUGAUCUUCUAAGAGACUGACUGGAUAGGUGAGGUCAUGGUUGAAGUGGAGUUACUGCCGUCUUGCUUAAUACCAAUCCAAUCCUUAUGUGCAGCGGAGCGGGUGUGUUAGGAUGGAGAAGUCUGUGUAGAAGCAUUGGAACGACAGUAGGAAAGGACUUUGGUGUUAAUCCACACUGAUCCUGGAACAUUUUUAUAACAUUAUACCUCCACUAGCACUGAGGGGCAGCCGAAGGCCCAGUCACGGCAGGAUUCUUCAAAUCUCAAUCACAGUGUCCAGUCUAGGCCUAAUCCCAAUCCUAAACUUCUACUAGUCCGGUGUUUCCCAGUUCUGAAAUUCUGCUUUGUAAAAUAUCCCCCAAAUCAAACUAAUCAGCUAAUUAACAUGAGUUGAAGUGGGUGUGUCAGACCUGGUUAAAUGCUAACAUGUCCAAGGAGCAGAGUUGGGAACCACUGUCACAGACCCUUGUUUUACUUCAGCAGAGUAAAUAUAGUAGAUUCAAAUAGACUUGAUCUAUCCAUGCUUCACCUAUAAAUGUGUUCGUUCUUAGCUAUGCUUGCAAAGCGUUGGCAAAAAACCUUAUGGGACAUUGUAGCACGUAUUAUUGUACUCUUUUGUUAAAAUGUGUAAAUUAUUGACAAUGAACUGCUACAGUGUUUGUUUACAUAAUGUUGACUCUUCAGUUUAAAUGCUACACUAACAAGAUGGACUAUAUUAUUGUAGCUAUUCAAAAGUAAGCAAGUCAGAAAGAGCAACAAAUUUACUGCCUAAUAUUAGCUUGAUUUUACAACGACUUGAAACUAAUAUGUACUCUUAAUGUAGUAUGUGCUCAAUGUAUUUUGAUAAACUGUAGUUAUAGUUGUGUGCUACAGUUUCUCAUUAUGAGAUUCUUGCCAUCUGUAAUGCUUGUCCAACCUAGCAGCAGUUGCUGUGAAAGAAUGCAUUUGUGGGCGGAGCUUGAACUGGAUUGAACAUCAGGACAUAUAAAAGGCAACUGAUGUAAGUCUCAAACUGAUACGCUGGUGCAAAGACAGCACAGGUGUGUUUGACAUGGUCCAGUCACUGAUUGAGUUACUGAAACUGCAUAUACAGAAAAUAAACCUGUUAAAUAUUAAUGCAUUGGACUGUUAAAUGAUUUCUCUGGUUCUCACAGCUAUUAUUGGAUUAUAGGGUCAUGGGAAAGAGAACUGGUUUCAAAUUGGUCUUAUACACACCGUACGUGUAUAACACUGUAUUCCUCUGCUGAACUGGGCUGACUAUAAUGGUUUCUUUUUGAUUUUCAGAGGCGAAACAGUAAUUUCUGAUGAGAUUUCACACCCCUUUUCAUCCUCAGGUCUUUGUUAAAGUUUUCUCUUUACCCGCAUUGUAAUCUAGAUCUCUUAUUUUUCUGUUAUUCUCUCUUAAAAGCAAAAAAAAGAAGAGAAUCAAAUGAUAAAGGUGUUUGUCCUUCAAAUCAAGGAGGAUGAGCAUCUCAAAUGGAGUUGAACAAUGUCAAUCAAUAAAGGUUUUGGUUGCAGUAAUGUC
This is a messenger RNA of Colossoma macropomum (tambaqui), 2921 nucleotides long. RefSeq names its product ST13 Hsp70 interacting protein (gene st13). The coding region runs from base 176 to 1261 and encodes 361 amino acids. The record is from RefSeq and is a predicted model, not a curated record. Gene Ontology annotation, molecular function: protein dimerization activity; Hsp70 protein binding. NCBI's taxonomy places the organism in Eukaryota, Metazoa, Chordata, Actinopteri, Characiformes, Serrasalmidae. The transcript is spliced from 13 exons.